Molecule: messenger RNA, 4451 nt
Organism: Lates calcarifer (barramundi perch)
Lineage: Eukaryota; Metazoa; Chordata; Actinopteri; Centropomidae
Product: kinesin-like protein KIF26A
Exons: 6
Coding region: 1-3855 (1284 amino acids)
Biological process (GO): microtubule-based movement
Molecular function (GO): microtubule binding; ATP binding; microtubule motor activity
Source: RefSeq, a predicted model, not a curated record
AUGAUUGCCCACAUCUCGGACUCCCCAGCAAACUACAUGGAGACGCUGACCACAGUGCAACUGGCCUCCCGCAUCCACCGCAUGAGGAAGAAGAAGUCGAAGUAUGGCUCCAGCUCAUCUGGAGGGGAGAGUUCCUGUGAAGAAGGCCCGUCCCACCGACCACCACACCUUCGACCCUUCCACCCUCGGACCGUGGCCCUUGACCCGGACACAUCCCUGCUGCUCUCCAGUGAUCCUGACUACUCCUCCAGCAGCGAACACUCCUGCGACACAGUCAUCUACAUCGGGCCAGGGGGGACGGCCAUCUCGGACCGAGAACUGAGCGACAACGAGGGACCACCCUCCUUUGUUCCUAUCAUCCCUUCCCUGAAUAAAAAGCGUGUCAAAGACACACCUAAGUCUGAUGGCGAUCACCUUAAGUGCAACACGUUUGCAGAGUUACAGGAGAGGCUAGACUGCAUCGACGGCAGUGAGGGCCCAGCCACGUUUGGCACAGAGGGCAAAACAGCACAAGCAGCAGCACUUAGGACUCAGACUGGAGCUACUAAACCCACAGAGGUGACAUCUCCACCCAAACCUGAUACAAACUCCUCCCAAAGGUUCUUAGGAAGCACACCAACCACAUGCACAAAUAAACCAGAUCAGGAACAACCCAAACUCUUUUCAGCUGGCCUCAUGGAUACUUCCAAACAGACAAGUGCAGAUGGGGAGAAACUUUCAGUCAUCCCCUUUCAGCCAUGUGUUGUACGACCCAGUGGGACUUGUUACCAGGAUACAGACCCCGUAGUGCAAGACAAGGUCUACCUCAAAGGAGGUGUUCCUAAGCCGUCUGCCUCACCAUCCUUACCCAGAACAUGUAGGGCAGCAUCUCAGCCUGUAGAGGUUGUUGGUAGGACUCCCCCUGUAGGUAUGAGUCAACAAGCACCAAGGCAAGUCCAACCACCUAGCAUGGACAGGGCCGCUCAUACAAACAGAUGUCCAAUGGAGGUCAACAAUUUCCGGGCAGCUCUGUUAGGAAGAUGCCUUGACAGGGAUUUUCUGAGGAAUACAGUUACUCUGCAGCAGCCUGUGGAGCUGAACGGGGAGGAUGAGCUUGUGUUCACAGUUGUAGAGGAGCUUCCUCAUGGUCUUGUCCCAGACAACGGCCGCCCCCCCAACCUCCUCAGCUUCAACAGUGACUGCUCUCCACAGGCCUUAGCCUCUGGCUCUCGCCCUGUAAGCAUCAUCAGCAGUAUUAAUGAUGAGUACGACGCUUACACAUCUCAACAAGAAGCUGGACCUUGGCCUGAUGUUGGCACUGACUGUCAGGGAAUGUUGUUUUCCCAGCGUGGAAACAAGCAGUCAUCCGUUGGUUCAUGGCCAAGUGAAGUGAGUUCUGAUUCAGCAGAAAGUGAGGGCACUCACCCAACGAGCAGGCUUCACCUGAGGGACAAAAAUAUGGCAACAGAGAAUGCAUCCACACUGACCUCACCGAGUAUGUUUCAUAAACAGCAAUUUUUUCAGCAUGGCAUCAAGAGCUCCCUGAAUGACAGUGGAGUCUGUUUCUCAGAGCUGGAGAGUGACCCUGCUACUCCAAACAAACCCUCUUUUACCAAGUGCCCUCCCUCCCCUGACUCAACCAAAGUCUCUCUCAAAGGCUCUCUCAAGGUGAGAGCCAACACUCUGAACAAUUCACUGUCCACCCAGAUUCCCCAUCACACCUCCCAUCCCAGUCUUCCCAGGAAAACAAAGCCUACCUCAUCUGCAGGUGUGGGCUGCAGCAGACAGGAAGGCAGAAAUGAUGAUGUUUUGCUUCAGGGAAGCGGUCACUUUGAUCCCAGAGAGGUUGAGUUUCUCUCUUCAUGUAAGCCAUCAAGAAGUGGCAUGAGCAGUGCUUCCUCCAAGAGGCCCGGAGGGAACAGUAACAGUGUACCUCGGCCACCAAAGGGACAAGUGUCGUCUUCAGCUCAGAGGGUUGUGGAUGGUUGUGAAAAGUCCAGCAGCAGGAGAGGAGAUACUCUCAUCAAGCUGCCACGACUCACCCGAGGUGCAACAACUCUAGGAACUGUUUCUAUCCCCCAGAGUUCAGAACCCAGAUGGGGUCAUGAGACCACUUCAAUGACAGGUACUCUGAGGUUUGCUUCUUUGGGAAAAAAGUCAAAUGGGCAGAAAGGUAACAUGAUCUCCAAGUCUGGAUCUGGAAACAUCUCUCCUCCUGCUCCACUAGUCAAACAGUCAAGCCAAGAACAAAAGACAAGGACUGCACUAUCUCCAAGUGCCUUAAAAACAAACAGUGACACUGGAAAGUCCUCAUUCCCUAAAACACCAACCUCAGAGGAGGAAUUCAACGUCAGGGUCCAAGCAGAUUCGUUCAGCCACAGGACAUCUAGUUUAAAAACUGAACAUGGCUCUGCCAGAACAUCUUCAAGCUUGAAGACACGAGGUGCCAAAGUAGAUUCUUCAAGGCACUACGGGAGCCUGAUGUCUCUGGAGAGAUCUGACAAUCAAGCCUUCGCUGGGUCCAAGCCUGAACUGUUCAGGGAGAUCAGUGGUGCUACUUUAGGGAGUAACAGCAGAUCCAACAGAUCAGUGCCAAGACUUGGGGUUCCAGCCUCUACCUCCACUUCUGCUUCUUCCUCUCAAAUUUCUCCAGGUGUCUUCGCAACUACAAGCAAACUGGGGCAGGUCCGAGGCAGCAGCAACAUGCGAGCAGCAGUUUCUGGUGGGUCAAAGGUUCGAAUGUUGUCUACCAGCAUUUCCAAGAGCAUGAGCUCUUCCCCAAAACCUCCUGAUAACACAGCUGGACGCAAUGCCAGCUUGCCUCUAACUGGUAAAUCCCCUGUUCGGUCUGGGACGGGUGCCAAGACGGGAAGAGGCACCAUCAUGGGCACAAAACAGGCUAUCAGCAGGGCAGCUAACAGCAGGGUUAGUGAGCUAGCUGCCGGGAGCCCAAGGAAACAGUUCAGCAGAGGGGCUGGACUGACAGGAAGUGAUGGUACUGACAGCGGGACGAGUAGUGUCAGUGGUUCACCAGUCAACACACCAAUACCAUCACCUUACAGCAAGAUCACUGCACCUCGGAGGCCACAGCGCUACAGCAGUGGACACGGUAGCGACAACAGCAGCAUCCUCAGCGGGGAACUGCCCCCCGCUAUGGGCCGCACCGCCCUGUUUUACCACAGCGGGGGCAGCAGUGGCUAUGAGAGUAUGAUCCGAGACAGCGAGACCACUGGUAGCACUUCUUCAGCACAUGACUCCAUGAGUGAGAGUGGAGCGUCCUCAUCCAACAGGAGCAGAGUUUCUAAAUCGCCCAAGAAGAGAGGAAAUGGUUUCCUGAGGCGGCGUCUGAUCCCAGCUCCCCUGCCUGACACCUCCUCUCUGGGCAGGAAGGUGGGGGGUCAGUGGGUGGACCUGCCCCCACUGGGCGGCACCCUGAAGGAGCCCUUUGAGAUAAAGGUGUAUGAGAUCGACGACGUGGAGCGCUUGCAGAGGAGGAGGGAGGUGGUGACAGGGACAGAGCCGUUCCAUGAUGUAGAAAAGGGUCUGCUCUACUUUAACGCCCGUCUGAGGAUGCUGGAGAAGCGGCAGCAGCAGAUCAGAGAGCUGAAGAGCAAACACGAGAGGCUGAAGGUGGAGCUGGAGGAGGCCAAGAACCGGCUGAUGCUCCACCCCAACAAAUGGAGCGGAGAGUUUGAUGUGGACCAGGACCUGGACCGGGAGUCCCAGGAGUACCUGGAGGCUCUGGCUCAAGCCACGGCAGAGCUGGAGUACUGCGUCAACCUCUGCAAGUCCCGCGUCAUGAUGGAGACCUGCUUCGACAUCGCUGUGACGACAGCUGCUGCUGCAAAGGGAGGUCAGCAGGAGGUGGAGGUGUAAGAGGAGAGUCCAGCGUAGAUGCAUGAAGAACUGGAUACUGCCCCUGUGGCCACUCAUGGUACUGCAACUAAACAAUCUCCUGCAGCCCAAAAAGCAUUUUCUCCACAGAACUCCAUCAUUAAACAGACAUCAGUUAUUACUCAGUGUAAAUAUAACUAACAUCACUGUGCUCCUCAGUAAUUUAACCCUUCAUUCUGGACAUUUUAACACUGGUGUAACAGGCAUGACCAUUCAGCAGGACAAAGACAAAAGCCUCAUCAGGGGGGCGCUGUGUGUGUGUUUUCUCUGAAAUGAAUGGGCGCCAUGUUAAAGUGUGGUAUCCAGUUCUUCCAAUACGUCCAUGGUGAAGAAAGAAAGGAUGAGACAAGAGAGAGUUUCUGAAACCUGAUGAAUGGGAUGAUUUACUCAUCUUUCAAGAUGCCAGAGAAAACACUGACUUCGACCAUAACAGAGGACAAAACAGCUUCAUUCAUUCAUUCAUUCAUCCAAAGUGAAACCUCUGAAGAGUCCACCUGGACAGAAAGAAAACUCUGAGCUGCAGAGUCAGAGGAGAAUAACGAACAAAUGUAAAACUAAGAUUAAGAGAACCUGAUGGA